GGCCAUGGCGGGGGCUCCGCCCGCGGCGCCGCGGGGAUUCCUCGGGGAGGGGCCUCCUCCCGCUGCCGCCGACGUGCAACUUCUGGCCCCGCCCCUAUAUAAGGGGCGGCCUCAGCGCGGUCCUGACCGCGGCCGUCGCGUCUCCCGCAGCCGACCUGCGUUCGGACACCAUGGCAGACCAGUCUUUUGUGACUCUAGCCACAAAUGACUCCUAUGUGAAAGGAGCACUGGUACUUGGUUCAUCCUUGCAACAGUACAGAACAACAAGGAAGCUGACUGUACUUAUAACUCCUCAGGUCUCAGAUCUUAUGAGGAGAGUGCUGGAAAAAGUCUUUGAUGAAGUCAUACUGGUAAAUGUCUUGGAUAGUGGGGAUUCAGCACACUUGGCACUAAUGAAAAGACCUGAGCUGGGCGUCACACUAACAAAGCUUCAUUGCUGGGAACUGACACAGUUUUCAAAAUGUGUUUUCAUGGAUGCAGACACAAUGGUUUUGUCAAAUAUAGAUGAGCUUUUUGAGAGAGAAGAGCUGUCCGCAGCACCAGAUCCAGGGUGGCCUGACUGUUUUAAUUCAGGAGUUUUUGUUUACCGACCUUCCAUUGAAACAUACAAUCAGCUGUUACAGUUUGCGACAGAGACAGGCAGCUUUGAUGGUGCAGAUCAGGGGCUAUUAAACACCUUCUUCAGCAGCUGGGCAACAACAGACAUAAGCAAACAUCUACCGUUUAUUUAUAAUUUGAGCAGCACUUCUGUAUAUUCCUACCUUCCAGCAUUUAAAGCGUUUGGUGCAAAUACUAAGGUGGUGCAUUUCCUGGGAAGCACAAAGCCGUGGAACUAUACAUAUGACUCCAGAACAAAAAGCAUAAAGGGCAACAUGGAUGACCCUAAAAUAGUUCACCCAGAAUUCCUCAACAUGUGGUGGGAUACUUACAUAGCUGAUAUUUUACCAUUACUAGAACAGCAUGGAAUUGUUGAAGAAAUUACUACAGGGGUAAAUAUGGCAGAAGUUACAGAGGCAAUGUCCCAUGUAUCAGUAUCACCACUAUUACCAACUGAAUCUUCAGAAGAACGCAAGGAACGGUGGGAACAGGGCCAAGCUGACUAUAUGGGAGUGGAUUCCUUUGACAACAUCAAGAAGAAACUUGAUACUUACCUUCAGUAGAAGUGCCUGUCUCAAACAGUGGUGAUGCAAGGACUUGUUCCAGAACUAACAGCUAGAAAGGUAUAGAUGGUGGUCAGUUACACUUGCUAGUAGCUUGAGGAAAAACAACUUGGCUGAAGGCCUCUGCAGUGCUACAGAUGAAGACUGAGCAAAAGCUUGGAAGCAGAAUCCUUGAGCCACCUAUUACUGCCCAAUUUCCAAGUCUCCCUACUAGAUAAAACCAGGUAUUUUCAGCCUAAAAUUUCUUCUGUUUUGAUCAAUUGGCUCAACAUAUUCUUUAAACUGGGUUUGUUACCUCACCUCAUUAAGGUGAUUAGCAUUGAUUCCUUUGCUUGCUAUUUUAGAUGUAAAAUCUAAUUCAAGGGAUUGCUCAUACACUGGAGUGGUAGCCAUUCUGCUUUACCAUAUGUACCAAAUGUAUUAAUGACACUGGGAUACAUACAGUUGUAACAGUAAUAGCACUGCUUUGCUCUUCCAGUCACAAUUGCACUGAAUUUUUGACCAGGUUCUUACGCACAGUGCCUGCAGCAUGGCAGAAUGCAUUUUUCAGUUCUGUAUACUAUGGGACUAGUAAACUGAGUUUUAUCUGUUCCUUGCAAUGUUGCACUUGAUACAAAAAUAAAAAGUUGUCAUGCA
This is a messenger RNA of Prinia subflava (tawny-flanked prinia), 1796 nucleotides long. RefSeq names its product glycogenin 1 (gene GYG1). The record is from RefSeq and is a predicted model, not a curated record. Gene Ontology annotation, cellular component: cytoplasm. Gene Ontology annotation, molecular function: glycosyltransferase activity. Bases 171 to 1160 code for a protein of 329 amino acids. Gene Ontology annotation, biological process: glycogen biosynthetic process. NCBI's taxonomy places the organism in Eukaryota, Metazoa, Chordata, Aves, Passeriformes, Cisticolidae. The transcript is spliced from 7 exons.